This is a messenger RNA of Pogoniulus pusillus (Red-fronted tinkerbird), 4236 nucleotides long. RefSeq names its product complement C3d receptor 2 (gene CR2). NCBI's taxonomy places the organism in Eukaryota, Metazoa, Chordata, Aves, Piciformes, Lybiidae. The record is from RefSeq and is a predicted model, not a curated record. The transcript is spliced from 27 exons.
AUGCUGCUCACCUUCACCCUCCACCUCUUGGGCAGCUCUGUUUUGCUCCUGGCUGCCACAGCUGGGGCUCAAGCUGCUCGCUGCCCGUUCCCACACCUCCGCUAUGGGAGGAGAGUGCCCUUCAGCCGCAACUCCUACAGGGCCGGGGACAGCGCCAGCUUCGCCUGCCACAGAGGCUUCACCCUGCAGGGCUCCCGCACCAGCACCUGCCAGCCUGACCUCACCUGGAGCCCACCUCUGCCAGCCUGCAAAAGGGGCAAGUAGGUGAAGUGUCCUCGGCCACCAAACAUCGCCAACGGGCUGCACACUGGGCAGUCCCUGCAGACCUUUGCCCCGGGUGUGAGUGUGCACUACAGCUGCAGGGAGGGCUACCAGCUGCUCAGCAACGUGUCCAUCAACUGCACCGAGACUGGGGUGUGGAGCAGGCCCCUGCCCCGCUGUGAAGCCAUCGGCUGUGAGGUGCCCGAGGUGCAGAACGGGAAGGUCCAUGGGCUGCAAAGCACCUACAGAGCAGGAGAGACUCUUGAGUUCAGCUGCGACCUUGGCUAUGCCGCAGAGGACACCUAUGAGAGUCAGUGCCAGCCGGGGGGCAGCUGGGACCCACCGGUGCCUGCCUGUGAGAAGGUCCGAAACUGCUCCACGCCUCCAGGGCUGAGCAACGGCAGCCACAACGGCCAGGGCAGAGCCUGGUUCAGCCUGGGGAUGGCUGUGACCUACUCCUGCGACCCUGGGCACUACCUGGUUGGAGACCCUACUGUGUUCUGUAAGGCAUCAGGGAACUGGAGCCAGCCUGGCCCUCGCUGUGAAGAGGUGAAGUGUCCUCGGCCACCAAACAUCGCCAACGGGCUGCACACUGGGCAGUCCCUGCAGACCUUUGCCCCGGGUGUGAGUGUGCACUACAGCUGCAGGGAGGGCUACCAGCUGCUCAGCAACGUGUCCAUCAACUGCACCCAGACUGGGGUGUGGAGCAGGCCCCUGCCCCGCUGUGAAGCCAUCGGCUGUGAGGUGCCCGAGGUGCAGAACGGGAAGGUCCAUGGGCUGCAAAGCACCUACAGAGCAGGAGAGACUCUUGAGUUCAGCUGCGACCUUGGCUAUGCCGCAGAGGACACCUAUGAGAGUCAGUGCCAGCCGGGGGGCAGCUGGGACCCACCGGUGCCUGCCUGUGAGAAGGUCCGAAACUGCUCCACGCCUCCAGGGCUGAGCAACGGCAGCCACAACGGCCAGGGCAGAGCCUGGUUCAGCCUGGGGAUGGCUGUGACCUACUCCUGCGACCCUGGGCACUACCUGGUUGGAGACCCUACUGUGUUCUGUAAGGCAUCAGGGAACUGGAGCCAGCCUGGCCCUCGCUGUGAAGCAACCAUCUGCAUAAAUCCACACCUAGAGCAUGGAUGGCAAGCUGAUGGCCAAGGAUUCAUCUCUGCACCUGGGCAAACGGUGACAUUUCAGUGUCACAAUGGUUACAGCCUGCAAGGCAGGGCUCAGAUCUCCUGCCAGGAGGAUGGCAGCUGGGACCCUCCUGUUCCUACCUGUGUUAGACAGCACCGUGGCCAGAAGCUCCCCAACAGGCUUGAACACCCAGGUGGUUGUGGUGCUCCUCCAAGGCUAGUCUUUGCUGAGCUAAAAGGGGAGCACAGAAAUGAGAUUGAUUUUUCUGUGGGGAAGACUGUGCACUACACCUGUCGACCAGGAUAUGUUAAGCACCCAGGAAUGUCACCUACUGUCACAUGCCUUGAGAGUGGAGCGUGGUCAGCAGCUCCAGAGUUCUGUACAAGGAAAAAAUGCAGUCACCCUGGGGAGCCAAUGAAUGGGAAAAUUAUUGCCCUAAGGGAUCUCUUCUUUGGGUCAACAGUGGUCUAUGGAUGUGAAGAAGGGCACAGGUUAAUUGGACAGGCCAGCAGACGAUGUGAGCUCUCUGGUGGACAUGUGGCAUGGAGUGGUGACAUUCCCAUUUGUCAGCGUAUCCCUUGUGAGCCACCUCCAGACAUUCCCAAUGGGAAGCACACAGGCACGCUGCUGGAUGAGUUCAGCUUUGGCACAGCUGUGACAUACACCUGCAACCCAGGGUACCCCCUCUACGGAGAGUCCUCCAUCCACUGCACCACCCAGGAUGGAAAGAACGGAGUGUGGAGCGCACCCGCCCCGCGCUGUGGAGAUGUGAGGUGUCCUCCCCCUCCCAGCAUUGCCAACGCCCAGCACAGUGCCCAGCCCUCGGGCACUCAUCUCCCAGGCUCUGCCGUGCGCUACUCCUGCAGGGAUGGCUACUCCCUCCUGGGCAAUGCUUCCAUCAGCUGUACCCCUGCAGGGACAUGGAGCCAGCCCCUGCCCCGCUGUGAAGUGCUACAAUGUCCUUCCCCCCCAAAUAUCACACAUGGCCAUCAUGAGAGCAAGGAGGUGAAAGUGUUCCUCCCUGGAACAUCAGUGAAGUACUUCUGUGACCUGGGCUAUGUCCUCACUGGGAAGACAACACUUUCCUGUUUGGCAUCUGGAGCCUGGAGCACCCCUUACCCCCGGUGUGAAGUGAAUACCUGCACAAGCCCUACCAUUCAGAAUGGAGAUGUGGCUGGAGGACAGAGCACUCUGCACCAUCCUGGUGCCAGCAUCACCUUCCAGUGCCACCCAGGCUACCUGCUGCGGGGCAGCCGUGAAGCCAAGUGCCAGCCUGAUGGGCGCUGGGUACCUGCUGUCCCCACCUGUGAGCCAAUGCUGCCCUGUCCUCCACCUCCCAUCAUCGCCAACGCCACGCACGGUGCAGAGCCUGGCACCAACUUCACCAGUGGCAUGUCCGUGAGCUACAGCUGCCAGCCUGGCUUCUCCCUCCUUGGAGACCCCUCUGUCUUCUGCACAGCCUCAGGGACCUGGAGCCUCCCAUACCCACGUUGUGCAGUUCUGCAAUGUCCUUCACCUCCAAAUAUUGACAAAGGAAAUCACAACAGCCAGAACUUGGAAGUUUUCACUGCUGGGAUGGUUGUGAAUUACAGCUGUGACCCUGGGUACAGCCUCCUGGGAGAGGCAUCCAUUUACUGCAUGGACUCUGGAAACUGGAGCCUCCCUCUUCCUCGCUGUGCAGGUGUCUGUAGUGCCCCUCCAAACCUGACCUUUGCUGAGCUAACUGAGAAAUACAAAAACCUGAGCAAGUUUCUUGUUGGGGACACUGUGAGAUACAGCUGCCAGCUGGGAUAUGUGAGACAGCCUGGAGUAACCCCAACUCUGACCUGCCUCCCAAACCGCACAUGGUCUGCGGCACGAGCGUUCUGCCAAAGGAAGAAAUGUAAUUACCCAGAGGCACCAGAGAAUGGCAAAGUUGUUGUUCUGACAGAUCUCUUCCUUGGGUCAAUGGUGAGCUACAUGUGUGAACAAGGGCAUCGACUGGUUGGACAACCUCAGAGGAAGUGUGAGGUCUCUGGACCUGCUCUCACAUGGAGUGGUGCUCUUCCCACUUGUCAAAAGGUGGCAUGCCCAGCCCCACAGAUCAAGAAUGGGAGAGUGAUUGGUCAUAAAUACACCUACACCUACAAAGACACUGUUACUUUUAAGUGCCACAAAGGUUUCAUCUUGAGAGGCCAUCGCACAGCCCAGUGCCAAGCCAACAAAACCUGGGAUCCUCCUCUCCCGGUGUGUGUGCAGGUUGUGAAGUGUCCCCAUCCUCCAGCCGUCACCAAUGGGAAGCCCAAAGGCAACAUCUCUGACACCUUCCCCUAUGGAGCAUCUGUAUCCUACAGCUGCAAUCCUGGUUAUUCACUUGUUGGGAAUGCCUUCAUCAGCUGCAUGGGGUCAGGAACCUGGAGCCAGCCUCUUCCUCAGUGCACAGAGAUCAGAUGUGUAUUCCCAGAAGCUGAAGGUGUCAAGAAAACCAUGAAAGGAACCACUUAUCUCUUUGGGACUAACAUCACCCUUGAAUGUGAUGAUGGUUACAGGUUGGAAGGCACCAGCCAGAUUCAGUGCCAAGAGGAUUUCAGCUGGGAUCCUCCUGUACCAGCCUGUAAAUUGAUGUCACACAAGUCUGGUUCAGCAGCCCUAGGAGCUGCAGCUGCUGGAAUCCUGCUUCUCCUGGGGGCUGGCAUUGGCUGGAAAAUUCUCUUGAAGCAGAAGGAAGGCUCUUAUCACACCUAUGAAAACCACAGCUGCCAAAUCCCUCUGACCCAGACACCUGACCAGAAAUCCAGAUGCCUUCCAUAGAAGGUAUGGAUCUGUAUUCCUCAGCCUAAAACAUCAGCUAGAGCUGCAAACCUGAGUUGU